CUUACUCAUAUAAAGAUCAUCAUGAAGCCCAAAUUCUCAUCAUCCCCUUUUAUCACCACUCCUCUUGCUUUUUCUCUCCUCCUCCUAAUCCUCCUCAACACCUUUGAGUACACCAUUGUUGCUGCUGAUCUUGUCCCAAAAACUUGCAAAAGAUGCGAAAACAACGAUCCAAACAUCGACUAUAACUUCUGCGUUUCGUCUUUUCGGGCCGACCCAGAUAGCGACUCAGCCGAUGUUCGCAAACUCGGCGCCAUAUCGUUGAGUUCGAUUCGAGACCAUGUGAGAAAUUCAGUUAAGCACGUGGAAAAGCUACUGAAAAAGGAGGUAGAUUCUUAUAAAAGGGCUCGUUUGAGGGAUUGCUUGGAACUUUAUUGUGAUGCCAUUGUCACUUUGGAGGAAGGGAAAAAGGCAUAUAGGGCAAAACAUUAUGAAGAUGCUGAUAUCAAAGUGAGCUCAGUUAUGGAUGCUGCUAGGGUUUGUGAAGAUGGGUUUGGGGAAAAAGAAGGCAUCUCAUCGCCAUUGACAAAGAGGAAUAAGGAUACAUUUCAAUUGACUGCCAUUGCUCUUUCAAUUAUCAACAUGCACCCCUAAUUUUCUUUGGCAAAUGAUGAUGAUUUUGUUUAAUAAAC
Molecule: messenger RNA, 629 nt
Organism: Momordica charantia (bitter melon)
Lineage: Eukaryota; Viridiplantae; Streptophyta; Magnoliopsida; Cucurbitales; Cucurbitaceae
Product: putative invertase inhibitor
Molecular function (GO): enzyme inhibitor activity
Source: RefSeq, a predicted model, not a curated record